UUGCGAGUUCUACAAAGCAGCCUGCGCCCCAGAUGCUACAAUGAGUCUGGUGUAUUACAAAUGUAAUAAAACUGGUCUGUUGUAUGCCAAUACCACUCGACCCACUAAACAUCCACAUCGAGAACACCCGACACACAGCCCGUAUAUCUGCAAUAAGAUCGCCACUGACGGCUGCCCAGACUCCUGGAAAGUGGAGAACCUCAUGAUAUGUGGAAACGACAGAAACAUUUACAGGAGCAGGUGUGCUUACGACACAGCCAAAUGCGCCAAUCCGCGACUGAGAGCAGCCUGGAACCUGCAGAAGUGUCUGCGUGAGGGAUCGACACAGGAACCGCUUCUUUAAGUGAACGCUAAGAAAACCGAUUUUUUUAAUUUAUUUAUUGUUAUUAUACUUUAUUCAUUGAGGGAGAAAUAUGCUAAAUCUAAAAUUGAUCUCCUCCAUAGCUCUCAUGAUGUAAGUUGAAAUAAAUAAGUAAAAUAUAAAAGAUUAUGUUUCAACUAUCAAAAUACCAAUAAAACAUUGUACAUAUAACAACAACAACAUUAAAUAUCCUCAUUUUUUUAUUAAAUUAUAUAGGCUGAUUUUAAACUUUGUAAUGUUUUCGAAUUUAAUGUCAUAUCAACAUUAUUUCAUAAACGCGCGGUGCUCCAGACGGGCCUGGUAAAUACUAGUAUGUCUGUUCUUUGGUCCAAGAUCUGUUUGUCUCUUUGUUAUAGCAGAUAUUUCAGUGGUUAAUAAAUCAGUCAGGUGUCAACCCAUUUUGAGGCUUUUAUAUAACUGUAAAUUUUCUACAUCUUUUCUAUCAUAAAUGGCGAGCAAGUUGAAGUCUUUAAAUAGUUUAAAAUAGGAAUGUUUUUGUGCCUUGGGUCUCAAACUGGUUCCCAUAUGGACUGUGGUGUGGGUCCCAGUAUGAUUGGCGACCAGUUGCUUUAACCGGCAAACUGGUUUCUAAAAGAACGCCUGUAAGUGUCUUGUCGCGUAUGUUUUCGCUGUGCAUGUAGCAUCGAAAACCUGGAGGCGAAUCAAAAACCAAUUUGUGGUAUCCAACCGCUUGCUAAUAGGUCGCUGAUUGCCUCUGCCUCUUUAGCCUCAGGCGUUUACCAUGUACAAUUACCAUUUAUAACGUAAUUAUAUUUAACACUAUAUUUAUUUUUUCACUUAUUUACUAUCAUUACUAUU
Lingula anatina is the source of this 1180-nucleotide messenger RNA. RefSeq lists its product as uncharacterized. Gene Ontology annotation, molecular function: protein binding. The record is from RefSeq and is a predicted model, not a curated record. NCBI's taxonomy places the organism in Eukaryota, Metazoa, Brachiopoda, Lingulata, Lingulida, Lingulidae.